CACAGAUUUGCUCCUACGUCCAAUCCGUCAUAUGAAUUAGGUAGGCAGGAUCGGCUCCUUCGAUAUUUGGACGAAACUAGACAAGACAACAUUAGCGACAUCAUGAAGUGUCAAGGCGCAGUUGGCCUGCCUCUACUGGCAGCACUCGUAGCUGGGGUAAUGGCGGGUGACCUUAUGGAAGACCUACGGCGAGAUUUGGAACUAGACCUCUUUGCACGACAACAACCUAUAACAAAUUUCCAGCGAUUCACAUCUGCACUAGGAAGCAAACCUGCGGCGCAAAUAGUAUCAAACGAUGACGCCGACGAUGCUAAAAACAACCCAUUUAAGAUUACAAAUUCGCAGAGAUCCAAUGGUGAUACCUUCACCGAUUUCAAUACCGCAGCCAACCGAGUGUGCGACGACCAGAAGAACGAUUGCGCCGACGUAGCUAACGGUGGCGGUGCCACCUUCAAAGUCUCAGAUUGUGAUACUCAAGAUAAUCAAUGUAAACAAGCCAACACGCCUACAGACCAAGACGACCAAUUUCUCUAUUUUUGCGACUAAAUAUACUUUGGCGAGAUGGCUCAAGAGAGGCUUAACAUAGCCUAGGAGUGCUAGAGAGGUUACCACCACCAUUCGUAAUAAUUAUUGGGAGGUGGUUAGAGGCGAAGGGCUCAAACUAAGCCCAGCGAUUCCCAUGAAAAGUACUGCUAUCCUGGGUUUAUUAGCGAUCACGGAGUCAAGGUGUUGGUUAAGGGAGCGUAUCAUCAA
Annulohypoxylon truncatum is the source of this 753-nucleotide messenger RNA. RefSeq lists its product as uncharacterized. The coding region runs from base 103 to 546 and encodes 147 amino acids. The transcript is spliced from 5 exons. NCBI's taxonomy places the organism in Eukaryota, Fungi, Ascomycota, Sordariomycetes, Xylariales, Hypoxylaceae. The record is from RefSeq and is a predicted model, not a curated record.